AUGAAUGGUACCCCAGAAGAAGCUCUUGCAGCACUGCAGGAUCUGGAGAAGGAAGGUGAUCUGAAGCAGCGACUUGCGAUUGUUCGCAUCAGCGAGCCAAUUUCCUUGGAGGGCGGGCACGCUGGUCCGUCGCCUUCUAAGCGGAGGUCGGAUGUUUCUGUUUUUGAAGAUCCGACUCCUGCCUCACUAGAGGCAGAUCUCACACAUUAUAAAGAACUAUUCUCGAAACUGCGAUUCUCUUACCUCGAGCAAGUAACGAAAGAAAAGUUCCUGCGCGCCAUCGUAGGCGAUCCGCCAGUGAUUGUCGGACACAACGAGAACAUGGAAUUGGAAACUCAGCUGGCGGACGUGAAGGCUGAACUGAAGGCCCGGAAAGAAGAUGCGCGCAUAAUGAUUGAGGAAAUGGAAGCAAUGGGCCGUGACUUGGCAAGCCGCUAUAAGAAUGUGGAGCUUCAAACGACACAGCUCUCGACAUUACCCGCUUCAAUUGAGAAUCUCGAGUCCACUAUCGCAGGUCUCCGGGCUAAGCAGGUCGCGAACAUGGACCCCUCCGACCCCAACGCCUCCUCGUAUCAGAACUUUUCUCUUCCUGUUACAUUAUCACUGUUAGCUGAACGGGAAGCAGAGCUAGCGUCGCUAAAUCGUCAGCUCGCUGCUGUGCAGAACACUCUGCCGCGAAAGACUCGAGAGGCCGAGGCCAUAGAAAGAGAGAGCAGCGUCCUAGAGCGACGGAAGGAGGAAGCUAUAAUGCAAGCUCGUGAAGCACAACGGAAGAAACAACAGGGUGAAAGUGAUGGACUAGAGGAGAUGGGAAGGUGGUACAGGGGAGCGGAGGAGGCCUUGAAGGAACUAGUUGGGACCGAGGCAUAG
Molecule: messenger RNA, 870 nt
Organism: Penicillium antarcticum
Lineage: Eukaryota; Fungi; Ascomycota; Eurotiomycetes; Eurotiales; Aspergillaceae
Exons: 3
Coding region: 1-870 (289 amino acids)
Biological process (GO): kinetochore assembly; attachment of mitotic spindle microtubules to kinetochore; protein localization to kinetochore
Cellular component (GO): kinetochore
Source: RefSeq, a predicted model, not a curated record